CGUAGGCAUUCAUGCUGUGACACAGAGUAAGUAGAAUUUGAGGAGAAAGGUAUGACAAGUAGUGAUGUUAUUAUGGAUAAUGUUUCUGUUGUAAGAAUUUUCAUUCUAUCAGGGUUGAACAAGACAAAUGAUUACAGAGUAACACUCUUUACAUUCACUUUACUGUAUUACUGUAUGAUUUUGUUUUUCAAUAUUUCUAUCAUCAUGAUUAUUGUCUUGGAUGCAACUUUACAUGAACCAAUGUACAUUUUAUUGUGUAGUUUUUGCAUGAAUGGUCUUUAUGGGACCACGGGUUUCUACCCCAAGUUCCUCUUAGAUCUGUUUUCUUCCUCUCAUCAGAUUUCCUAUGAAUGGUGCCUUUUACAGGCUUUUGUCAUGAAUUCAUAUGCUUGCUGUGAAUUAUCCAUCCUAGCAGUUAUGGCAUUCGACAGAUAUCUGGCUAUAUGUCGACCUCUUCACUACCAGUCUGUCAUGACAAAGAGGAAGGUCUCUCAGCUGAUAUGUUUCUCCUGGUUCACACCUUUCUGCAUCCUUUCCAUUAAUAUUCUGAUGACGUCCAGACUGAAGUUAUGUGGUGUAAACAUAUACAGACUGUUUUGUGUGAACUGGGUAAUUCUUAAACUUGCUUGCAAUGAAACUGACACCUUUUCAAACAACAUAACUGCAUAUUUUACAAUUAUCUUUUAUAUGUCUCAUGGACCAUUCAUCAUUUGGACUUAUAUGCAUCUUAUAAGAACGUGUGUGAAGUCCAAAGAUGACAGAGUGAGGUUUAUGCAGACGUGUGUGCCUCAUUUAGUCUCUUUAGUCACGUUCAUUGUGGCAGUUCUUUUUGAUUUUAUGCAUAAGCAAUUUGGCUUAACAGAUUUACCUCAGAGCUUUCAGAACUUCAUCGCUAUGGAAUUCUUCCUCAUUCCUCCAGUGAUGAAUCCUCUAGUUUAUGGAUUUAAAUUGACGAAGAUACGAAACAGAAUUUUAUGUUUCUUUUUUUUUUCCGAAAGAAAUUACCGUCAUUAGGUCCAAUCUGAAUCUAAUGUGAGAAAGAAAUGAACAUGAUGGGUUUUUUUCAGUCAAGAUCAAUCAAUCAAUUAAUCAAGAUGUAUGCAGAAUAUCUCAUACUGCUCUACAUGAUGAAUACAACUCUCUGCAUGUUGACUAACAAAGCAUUUCAAUUUUCAGUGUGUUUGCGUUUGUUGAAGCUAUAUCUUGUAGAUAUAACUGCUAUGUAUAUAAAUCGUAUGCUGCAUGCAACAUAUAUGACCAAAUGGACAUUUAAAAUUAUUGUUGAUGCACAUAUUGCAAUUAUUGUAAACCAGAAAUGAAUGCAGACAUUUCAAGGGUUAAAAAUAUAAAGUGCAUAUGAGUGUCAUGGACCCACACUCACGUUUUUACAGAAAAUUAAAUUGAAAAAAGGACAUAAACUGUUGCACUUUGUAACAGAAUCAACCCACCUAAGGACAUGGAUUGCUUAAUCUAUUGACUCACACAACUAAGUGCUCCCAGAAGAGCGCAGAUCUGAAACAGGUGUGAUUGCAUCAAGCAUGUCUUCAAAAUUGAACGUAUACAAAUUACACUUGUCUAACUUCUUGUCUAGGCAGCAGCCGUUGCAUGAUUUUACUCAAGCGUUUCACCCAACAUACACUCUCUUUUUUUUAUCCAUGCAGCUUUCUGCACCAGCUUUCUGCAGGCUCAAGUCUCAUCUGUGCCUGUUGAGGCCUUAAGCGCUUUUUCUUGUAGUCUACCUUUACACACAAGGUUAAUGAUCAUUCAAAAGGCAUUGAAUAAAUAUGUUCAUCCACAUUAUAAAUCCUCUCUCUUCAGAUUAACUUGACAUAACUCUUCCUUUUUCAUUGUUUUGCAUUUGAAAAUAAAGUACUUCAAACAUUAAAGAUGUCUGUCACGUUUGGUUCGAGUAUGAUAUC
Gasterosteus aculeatus aculeatus (three-spined stickleback) is the source of this 1919-nucleotide messenger RNA. Its product is annotated as olfactory receptor 4B13-like. Gene Ontology annotation, cellular component: membrane. The record is from RefSeq and is a predicted model, not a curated record. Lineage: Eukaryota; Metazoa; Chordata; Actinopteri; Perciformes; Gasterosteidae. Gene Ontology annotation, biological process: G protein-coupled receptor signaling pathway; detection of chemical stimulus involved in sensory perception of smell. Gene Ontology annotation, molecular function: G protein-coupled receptor activity; odorant binding; olfactory receptor activity.